AUGCAGCUGUUUAGUGACGCUGGGUCAGAAAGAUCUAAUGACAUUCGGAAUUCUGAAAAUGCUAGUGGGACUCGUACGACGAAUACUCCUUCAGUGGGUAGUCGCAGCGGCGCCGAUCAAGAUAGUAUUACAGGCCUUGUUACUGCGAGGUUUAAGCAUAUCAUAACAGCAGAAGGCCACGCCGUCAUUACUGGUCGUGAUGGGGAGACAUUGCAGCGCUGCGAAGACGAGCCGAUCCACAUUCCUGGAGCUGUGCAAUCCUUUGGUCUGCUGAUGGCAUUGGAAGAAAAAGAGGAAGGUCAACUGCUGGUUCGAGUAGUCAGUGAGAACUCACAUCGAAUGAUUGGCUACCAUCCCCAGGAACUCUUCAAGUUAACAAGCUUUACCGAUAUUCUCAGCGAGGAGCAAACGGACAAUCUUCUGGAUCAUGUUGAUUUCAUUCGCGACGAGGAAGCCGAUCCUGCAACAAACGGACCUGAAGUCUUUACCAUCUCCAUCAAGCCGCCAAAGUCGGGCAAGAGAAAUCAGAAACUGUGGUGUGCUAUGCACAUCAAUCCUGCACACCCUGAUCUCAUCAUAUGUGAAUUUGAACUGGACGAUGAUCAGGUGAACCCCUUGACACCUCCAAGCAGUGAUACGCCAGAGCCUCCGGAAGAUACACUAGACAGCCAGCCAACUCAAGAAGAAUAUGCCGAGAGUACGAACAUCGGCAGUAAGCCCUUACGAGUUCUGCGAAGCGCAAGGAAGCGCAAAGGAGAAGCUGCGGCGAUGGAAGUCUUCAACAUUAUGUCUCAGGUUCAAGAACAGUUGGCAUCGGCUCCUAAUCUUGACAAGUUUCUGAAAAUCUUGGUUGGUGUGGUUAAAGAGCUUACUGGGUUCCAUCGAGUUAUGAUAUAUCAAUUCGACGCAGGUUUUAAUGGCCGAGUUGUGACGGAACUUGUCGACCCUAGGGCUACCAAGGAUCUCUACAAAGGCCUUAACUUUCCUGCCUCGGAUAUUCCAAAGCAGGCCCGCGAUUUGUAUAAAGUUAACAAGGUCCGAUUACUCUAUGAUCGAGAUCUAGAGACGGCACGACUGGUUUGUCGCAGCGUAGAAGAUCUGGAGACACCCCUGGAUCUUUCUUUCAGCUACUUACGAGCCAUGUCCCCUAUUCACAUUAAAUAUCUUGCAAAUAUGGCUGUUCGCGCUAGCAUGAGUAUCUCGAUCAAUGCCUUUAAUGAAUUAUGGGGUCUGAUUGCUUGCCACUCUUACGGUCACAAGGGGAUGCGUGUUUCAUUUCCGAUUAGAAAGAUGUGCCGUUUGGUUGGAGACACAGCUUCGAGGAAUAUAGAAAGGUUGUCGUAUGCUUCUCGUUUACAAGCUCGCAAGCUUAUCAAUACGGUCCCAACUGAAGCCAAUCCAUCUGGCUAUAUUAUCGCCUCUUCCGACGACCUCCUCAAACUUUUCGAUGCCGAUUUUGGCUUACUCUCAAUUAAAGGAGAGACCAAGAUUCUCGGCAAACUCGAUCAGUCACAGGAGGCACUUGCUAUGUUGGAAUACCUUCGUCUGCGCAAGAUCACCUCUGUCAUUACGUCCCAAGAUUUUCGAGAGGAUUUUCCAGACUUGCGUUAUCCUCCAGGCUUCGAUGUCAUUGCAGGUCUUCUUCUUGUCCCAUUAAGCGUCGGAGGUAGUGACUUCAUCGUUUUCUUCCGCAGAGGUCAGGUCAAAGAGGUGAAAUGGGCUGGUAAUCCAUAUGAAAAAUUCAUAAAGGAGGGCACAGAAGGCUAUCUAGAACCACGCAAAAGCUUCAAGACGUGGAGUGAAACUGUUGUCGGUAAGUGUCGAGAAUGGACUGAAGAGCAGGUCGAAACUGCUGCUGUUCUCUGUCUCGUGUAUGGAAAGUUCAUCGAGGUAUGGCGGCAGAAAGAAGCCGCUCUCCAAAGCAGUCAAUUGACAAGGCUUCUAUUGGCCAACUCUGCUCACGAAGUUCGAACUCCACUGAACGCUAUUAUCAAUUAUCUCGAGUUAGCGCUCGAAGGUGCUCUUGAUCAGGAAACGAGAGAUAAUCUUGCAAAAUCCCAUUCGGCAUCGAAGUCCCUGAUCUAUGUCAUCAACGACCUCCUUGAUCUGACAAAGACCGAGGAAGGCCAAGACCUGAUUAAGGACGAGGUUUUUGAUCUUUCAGCCACCAUCCGCGAAGCUACAGAUUCGUUCAGAAGCGAGGCUAAGAGGAAAGGCAUUGAGUACGAUGUUAUCGAGCAGCCUGGUGUACCCCAACUCGUUCACGGCGAUCAGCGUCGUGUAAGGCAAGCCAUCGCCAACAUCACAGCCAAUGCUAUGCAACACACAACUAGUGGUUGGAUUCGUGUUGAAGUCUGGCUUCAAGAAGUACAAGAAGAUAGGGCUACAGUCGAAAUCGUCGUCCAAGAUAGUGGGGCCGGGAUGUCAAACGAAAAACUCGACGCCCUAUUCAGAGAUCUGGAACAAGUGAGUACUGAUGGCGAUUAUCUCUUCGACGAAACACCAGAUGACUCUGUUGCCAAACUACCCCCGAACAAGGAUAAUCGUACGUUGGGCCUCGGUCUAGCGAUGGUUGCUAGGAUCGUACGAAACAUGGACGGACAGCUGAGACUUAAGUCGGAAGAAAACAAAGGUUCUCGCUUCGUGAUACAGCUGCCUUUCGCACUGCCGAAUGAGGAUGCCUCUACUGAAGACAAGUCUGGACGCCCGAAAACCGCCUCUGUCGUACCGUCUGUUGCAACGCCUCCACCGGCUGCUACAGAAGGAGAGGUUACUCUUGUUGAUAAAGUAAGCUCUUUGAGGGUAGAUGGCGUCGUUCGCAAACGCAGUCUCGAGGAAAUCGCAAGCAUGCGCAGUCAUCGAAGUGGUUCCAGUAAUGGAAGCAACGCAAGCAAGAAGAGUGACGUUGAUCGACUCAUCGAUGCCAUCUCUACUCCACUGGCAGUGGGCGAAGCGGAAUCUGAAGAACGCAGCCUCCAGAGGUCAGCCAGCAAGGGGAGUAGUACUCACAGCCGUAAGAGCGCUGGUAGCUAUGGAGGUCAGUCUUCGGUUCGGGCCUCCGCCGACAGGCCCGGACACUUGACUCGUUCGAGAUCUUACGGAGCACCGGAACAUUUACGUACCAACUUAGAGGGUCCUUCUGGAUCUGAGUUCGUUACUGAUAACAAGACCCUGUUGAAAGCCGUCCGAAUGCCUGACGAAUUCAUGGAAUCCCCGACAGUGGAAUACCCUCAUUCCGCCUCCCGAGUUUUGUUUGAUAUUCCAGACAAGCAGGGCAAAACGAAUGCACACAGAGAAUCUACUUCUUCUAGGCCGAAGACACCGAACGCAGAGCACUUGAAAAUUCUGGUUGCAGAGGACGACCCUGUCAACAGCAAAAUAAUACAGAAGCGAUUGGAAAAGAUCGGACAUGAAGUGCACCACACCGUCAAUGGAGAAGAUUGCGCUAGUGCUUAUGGAGAAAAGCCUGCUUUCUUCGAUGUGGUGCUCAUGGAUAUGCAGAUGCCAAUCGUAGAUGGCCUCACUUCGACGAAGAUGAUUCGCUCGCAUGAGAAAAGUCACCCCGAUAGCCGUCUCUCCCCUCGAGCAUCUGCAAACGGCCGAGUUCCUAUUUUUGCCGUUUCUGCGUCCUUAGUCGAGCGUGAACGACAAACAUACAUCAAUGCAGGAUUUGAUGGUUGGGUUUUGAAGCCUAUUGAUUUCAAACGUCUCAACGUAUUGCUCGAGGGAAUUGUUGUGGAGAAUACUAGGAAUUCUUGUCUAUAUCAUCCUGGUGGUUGGGAGAAAGGCGGGUGGUUUCAUCGAAAUCAGCCUUCUAUCUUGCGAGCGUCGACUUUCCCUUCAGAGAAGACUCCGGUUCAACUUCCACCCGGACGAGAAGUCUCCCAGCCCGAUAUGGAUUCUCUAAACAGCAGCGAAUCUGGGUCAGUUACGCCCAGAAUGGAGCCGAUGGAGCCGAGGAAGCCGUUAAUCCACGAUGAGCGACUCAACGCACAGUCGGAGGCUGAGAAUAAGCUUGGUGUCCAAGGUAUGGAGGACAAUUCGGUGGAAGAAACUCCCGCAAUUGAAGACCGCCAGGUGGAGGAUGUGACAGAUAAGACUCAGGAAUGA
Messenger RNA from Mollisia scopiformis, 4110 nucleotides. Its product is annotated as putative cyanobacterial phytochrome B. Gene Ontology annotation, molecular function: phosphorelay sensor kinase activity; protein binding. Bases 1 to 4110 code for a protein of 1369 amino acids. Gene Ontology annotation, biological process: regulation of DNA-templated transcription; detection of visible light; phosphorelay signal transduction system. The record is from RefSeq and is a predicted model, not a curated record. The transcript is spliced from 6 exons. Lineage: Eukaryota; Fungi; Ascomycota; Leotiomycetes; Helotiales; Mollisiaceae.